AUGUCGCUGGACAUCCCUCGCCUGCAUAUGAUGUGUAACAGGCUUGGACGCGAAUACACGCCGGCAGACUGCGUCACUGAGGAGGUCGCGCCCGAACUUAAAAGCCAGUUGUGUGCAGUGCAAGAGGCCUACGCAUCGCUGGAGUCCAAGUUUGCCCAUCUGAGUUUCGAGUUCGCAUCGGUGGCGGAACGCGCAUCAUUUCAGCCUGCGGAGCGACGACAAACAAAGUCUCCUUCUGAAUCAUCCCCCGGACGAGAGAAGGAGGCGGAGGAGAAGGAAGAAGGGGGUCUAAAGGAAGAUGUGAGUCCGGAAGUUUCGCCUUCAUAACGUCGUUGAGGUGAAAGGCAUAGUGGGGGAAUGCGACCCAACCCCUAGAGCAUUUUUGUGGGAUCGAGCUCGUUAUCUUGAAAUGUCUUCUUUCCAAAAAUCGCGAUGCAAAAUGCAAUGCACAGUUUACCAAGGAGGGAAUGUCACGGUCCUUUCGAAUUAAGGGCAGAUCAGUCAACUUGAAGUUGGUCCAAAGAGCGAUAUUUAACUCCAGCGCCUUUCUACGGGUGUUAAAUUGUGACAGGUAGAUUUCCUGGACUCUGGGAUUUCCGUUUUAAUGGCUCGCUGGUUUUCAGUCGUUUUUUGCGCGCAAAUAAUUUUUGCCUGAGCGGCCUGGAGACCUUUAUUGCGUGUAUGUGGUGAUUCUCUCGGGAUUACAUCUCCGACGUCUAGUAAUGGCCGCCAACGGCCUUACAAGCAGAAAGGAAUACUCUCGUUCCCUCCCACCCUCUAUCUGGGGUGUUUCAUCUAACCACGAGACAGGCGAGACGCCAUUCGCACGUGACUUUGAGUAUUCCUAAUCACAGCCGGUGAGAAAUUAGCCAUGUGUAAAGCGACAGAAAGUUGGGCUCAUCUUUCAGGUAUUCACGAAUUAUGAUGAAGAUUUGGCCGACUGAUAUCGGCAAAUAGGCCAACAGUGGACUUUCUAUCGACCUCCUCUUCUCAGCAUUCCUCCUACAAUGUAACUCGUAACUUUAUCUACUGUGUUACCUUAUUGAGACUGAUAAACAUUAAAAGCAUUCAUUGAGGCUAGAGGAGUUUUGGGCCUGUCGGAGGGGGACAUUGGUCGCAUUGCGUAAACCCAAACGCCUACGGAAUAAGUUAGAGCCUGCCCAAAGACAUAUGUAAUAAAACGGCCGCCAUACAGAAUGUUAAACUUCUUUUUUCACGCGUGGUCUUAUCAAGCACGCUUUUGCAAUUGAAACCUCACUUGACGAGGCGUGCAAUUGUGCAGAUUCUAUGCUCAGCAAUGAGUCUUCUUAUUUCCAAAUGUGGGCUGUCAAAUCAGUCGGCAUAGCUGUCUUCCUCCUCUCCCCCUCCCCUGAAACAAUAUUUCUCUGUUAUCGGUCCGAAUGCCCUGGGACACUGGGGACAGGUGAUGCGCCUGUAACGGGUUCAUCAGUGUUAUUACGCUGAGGGCGUCAAAGUGAAUCCUAGCUUCCCGUCCAAUUUCAGUCUCCCCAUUCUGGUUCCACUUUCACAGUUUCACGUGACCAGCACUUGCGUAAGAAUAAAACUACUUGAAUUUCGACCGCAAAUCAUCCCAGCCGCGGCCGUGAACCACAGACCGAAAAACGUCAGUAAUUAGUACUGCCUCUUUUUUGUAUUCAUUUUCGGCGCCGUUUCAAAUCGAUUGGCAGUUUGUAGAAAGAAUACACGACAAUUCACUUCCCAAGCAUGCUUUACAGGAAGGUACGUUUUCCUUAUAUUGUGGGUCCUUGUUGAAGAAGGAGACUUGACUUCAAAAACCUUUUUUAGUACCGCAUACUUUUAAAUAUAACCUACGUUGGCAUUAGUGAUUAAUGCUUCCAGACUGCCUGAUACAUGUCAAUAAAAACAAACUGGCAUUACCGUACGUAUUCCAAAAUGAACUCCUGGAGUUCACAAAAAUAAUCAACAUGCAUUAAUCACCUUGCAUGACUUGUGAACAGCAGUUCUCCACAUGAGGGCAGUAGAUGCGUCUGAAACUUGAAACCAGAUAAUCUAUCUUCUUUAAGACUUAAAAGUUGGAAGAAAUUACUGCUUCUUAUAAAUAUGGUAAAAGAGCCAGGUUUUUCGAGCAUCUUUCCCCGAAGUUGCGACUGAAUUUUUGUAGACAUGAUACGCCAAGCGAGUAUCGAUUUUUUAAUAUUGAUGUUUCCUGUAUUUUCCUUGUACAGUAACAAAAAGGUCAUUCAAAAAUCCCCUUGCUACGACGUGAGAAUUUACUCGUGACCGCAAUUAUAUUACUCGGGUUUUCGGCCACAUCUUUACUAUCCUUCCCAUUUGAAAGAGUUUAAGUACGUUUAAACCAUUGUUUCACAAGUUCCAACAGACACCUGACGGAUGCACAUACUGAUCCCGACCGCAUUAAACGGUCUGCAACGGUUCGGAACAGGAUGCUUAGGAAAGAAGAAAAAGCGAACGAGAUCACGGCAACAGAAUGAGGUACUUGCACAUAUACUUCGCAACAGCUUUCACAAAAAAAUCACCCAGUUACCAGAUAGUUUUAGGCGUCAGCCUGUACUUUUGAGAGCUGAAUAUUCAGUUCGUGAUAGCACAGUCUAAAUAUCAGACACGGAAAUGAACUAAAAAAUAAUGAAGGUAAUUACAGAACAACAGGCUGACCAGAGCGAACGACCACAUCCACAGUGCGCCUCAUUUUAAGAUUGGCGCAGGCCGCUGAUUUCCGCGUGAAUUAGUUUACGGUGAUUGUAGACUUCCACAGCAUCUACCGCACUCUCUCCUCCCCCACCUGGACCCGGUGUCAAGACAUAGUCAAGAAGACCGUAAGCGGAGAAGGGCGCAGGUGGCUGGCACGGCUGGACCCGAACCUAGACGUGACACCACAUUCCCUGGUUUACAACGGACAUCGGUCAGAAUUUUGUACUGCAAUAAGAAAGAGGGGCGGCUCAGGUGAGCCGGUAACUGGGUCUGCCACUGCAUCCUGAAUAUUAGUAUUUGUUAUGGGGACGCAUUCCCGAUAACGCCUGCUAGAAACCAAUGUGCCCCCCCCCCGUAGGUCCAGCGCAUCUACGACUUUGUCCAUUUUGGGGUCACACAUGCACAAAUUACUGACCAUCGAGGACCAAGUUACCCCGUCAGCUGACAGCCUUCCAAAUCACAACGUUUAGGACGUUGGGUUACUAUGAUAAAGAAUGCGCUGGCGUGUCGUCGGGAUGGAGAUCCCGGAGCUAACCUAACCCCCGUCCCUGCCCCGUGAACCAAUGACUGUCCCAGCCUGUCAGUUAUCCUGGCUCAGCGACUGACUAAGCAGUAGGAGCCCGUCCACACACACACACACACACACACACACACACAACCUAUUCGGACACCAGCUUGCACUGACGAACAUACUUCCCACUAACGUGAACGCUACAUGUUCUUCCCCUGCGUCAGGUAUUGCGAAGUGGGAUCAUGCGUGACGUAUAAUCUGGUCGAGUGAGGUGUGGUAUGAGGGUUGGGACCGCGGUGUUUAGCCCCGAGUCUUUUUAAAGGCGCAUUGUGGGCAAUGCAGGCAGUUUGAAAGGGUGCGACGUGUUUUUUGGUGCUCCUGACACUAGCUUACCAGUCCCCCUGCGAUGGAUUCACGGGUGACCGACCAGACCAACGCGUCAUGUAAAUGUGCGGCGGCAGUGUGAAUAGGACAGGUUCGUAGCCACUGAGGUGAUAGUAGUGGCGCUGCUGUUAAUGAUCUCAACUCUGAUGGUGGGGAGGAGGGUUGGUAGGGCUAGCUCGGGGGAGGGGGUUCGAGUGUGCGAAGCAGGUUCGGCGUGUCGAAAUUGCGGCAAAUUUCACUGUCGUGGGUGCAAAUAUGGCCGAAAAGACUCAUUUGCCCUCGAAUGUUCUGGGACAUUGUGGACAGGUGUUGAGCAUGUGAACGGUGUCUGUUGAGGCUUCAGCCGUUGGUUCACCGGUCUCAGUGCGAUGGAUUCACUAGUGCCUGACCAGUCCAGGGUGAGAUGUAAAGGCGCAAUCACCACAGGAGAGAGUUAGGUCCGAGUCCGGAUCACUGCUGCAAGGGUGAUAUGGUGCUGCUGUUGCUGAUGACGACGAUGAUUAUUGUUACCGCGGUGGUGGUAGUAGUAGUAGUAGUAGUAGUAGUAGUAGUAGUAGUAGUAGUAGUUGUAGUUGUAGUAUCAACGAUGUGGACACUGAUUUCAAAUAAGGACCUGCCAAAGGUAGAUGCAUGCGUCAGUACCGCAGAUGCAACCACUAAAACCUUCUCUAUAUAUGAUAAUGUCUUUCGGCCUAUAUAAAUAGGUAAAAAGAAGAGUCACAAUGAAGGUUUUUAUGUCAACAUACGAGCCCCUUGUCUAGGACGUACAAAGAAUAUACGCGAUACACCAAUUCCUUCUACACACACCAGAUCGGGGGAUCGUCAGUUUGUUUCUUUUUGUGGGAAAGUCCCUUACACCAAAGUAUAUUGAGUAUUUAUGACAGAAAUGUCAAAAAUGAGCUAAUAUGAGCAAUCUCUAUUGGAAUCAUUUGUUUUUUCUAUCCGGAAUGCUUUGUCAAAGUCCGAAGGACACGCGGAGCUGCAAGUGGGAGGUUCAAAAUGCCUCGACAGACUUUUUCUUACUGGAAAUUUCAAUCAUGUCUACAUUUGAGUUUGAAGUAAGUUGUGCGUAAUUAUUUCGUCCAGCCAGAACCAAUGGGUAAUGGGAUGCACAACACCAGCCGCUAACCUCAUCAAUACAUUUUCUUCGAUUUUUGUUCUCAGUCAUCUUAAACCUUCCAGAAAAUCGAUGAACAUUGCAGGGUCGAUGGAUCUACUGCUUGUCUUUUUAUAUACGCUAACUGCAAGUCCCCAUUCGACCUAUAAGAGGAAUCUCCCUGCCACAGAAAAGCGGCGCCUACUCAAUUGAAGGUGGAGGAAUUAGCAAUAAUUGUUUGGCCUGCGCAGAUGUAGGCUGAGGCGGUCAACCCGCUCCUCAAAAGCGGAACCCCUGUAAUCGGGGUAGUUCUUGUUGACGCUGGCAGAUGACUCAGCGACCGUCGUGCUAGCGUCCUCCACCCCACCCCACCACCCGAAAAAAGAAAUACCUUCAACUCAAAUGGAACGACAAAAGUCGUUUUGAGUCCAGACGAGGUUUGAAGGAGAGGGUUAUUCCGCUCUAGGGAUGGCGAUAUCCCGAAAGAGAUUAAUCGCCUAACUGGGCCGUCUCGAUGUUGUGGAAACACAGAGUACAGCCGUUUCGCAAAUAAAUAAUCAUAAAAGUUCUAAUAUGGGUGAUGCUGAGAACGGCACAUCGAAACGUAUCAUUGCAAAGUUAUAAUAUUACACAAUUUUCCAUCCCCUUCUUACUACCUGAGUUACUUUGUUUACUAAUGUCUUUGUACUGCUUGCAUUUCUACAGCCACCUACCCAUCUCGUCAGCUAGCUCUCGGUAACAUUCCGUAAUACUGUCUCAAUGCUAACCCUGCCUAUUAAUCUCUUAACUUUUGGUGGUGUAACCGGCAAACCUGUGCUCGUCUAAAACGGUCCUUAGGGAGAUGCGUAAAAAUACACUUUUUUCCUCAGAAUAUCACAUUCCGUGCCUUUUCCGUCCCAAUUUAGUCCUCACCGCGUCAGGGCCUGCCCAAUAUGUGUCGUUGUGCGAAACCGAAUGAAAGACUCCUUCCGAACCUUCGAAAAGUUAAACGGUCUUCAAAGAAAAAACAACUUCCUGAACAACAUAUUUAG
This is a messenger RNA of Spirometra erinaceieuropaei, 5713 nucleotides long. NCBI's taxonomy places the organism in Eukaryota, Metazoa, Platyhelminthes, Cestoda, Diphyllobothriidea, Diphyllobothriidae. The record is from the annotation of a GenBank genome assembly.